AUCAUAUCAUGAAAAUGACACAAUGAACUUCAAAAUUCUGUAUAACUUUACACAAAAACUUUCGCGCGAAAUUUGAAAUAAAAUAUUUUCAAUUUUAUUUUGACGUCAUUUAUUGUAGAUUUUGACGUCACAGGAGGUAGUUAUGAGAAUGAAAUUUUAGUUAAUUUCAAAAUGGCGAAUCGAUUGAUUGGCCAAGAUUCAGUAUUUUCAUGAUCAGAUCGUGUCCAUGCUGUUGAGUGGACAUGUGAGGUUUUUAUUUGAAAAUGAAAGAUACAGUGUUGUCCUGAGUCUAAAUCGAAUAUGUGCAAGAGAAACUCAUGUGUAUGACUAUGAUGGAUUAUGAGAAAUAAAAUGGAAUUUGAGAUUUUGAUUGUGAUCGUUCUUUUACUCAAUGUAGAUGUAGUAGCAAGUGAAAACAAGUUCAUUGGGGAUUGUUUGUCAGUACCAUGUGCAUCAUUGGCAUUCUCUAAUGAGUCGUAUGUCCAGCUGAAGAUUGACAAGGGAGAUGGGAGUAAAGUUAAAGCCGACUGGUCUAUAGGCUCUAAGAAAGGACAACUUCAAUCUUUCCUGCCAUGCAGAGACACUCUUUCCUGCUCUGCCCCACUUGAUAAACUGAGAGAUGGAGUUAGGUUUCAAGUGAUUCUGAGAUUCAAAGGAAUGAUUGCAGAAAGAGUUCUCAAUAUUGGUGACGGUGAUGGAACUAGAAUUCCAGAGCAAAAUGUUGAACAUUUGAGCAACAAUGACAGCAUGAGAAUGUACUCGUUCAAAGAUAGAUGGCAUGUCAUUCCAGAAAGAUUUAAAAGAACUGCAGAUAGGGAAAAACAUUAUUCAACAUAUUUGAAAAGAAAACAUAGAAAAUUAAAGAAGCAAGGCAAACAUUAUAAAAGAUUCAAUAAAUACAGAAAAACAGUUUGGAAAAAACCUAAACAACAAGUAUAUUGGAAUAGGCAACGACUCUGGAGAAAAAGUAGGUCUGGAUUGCUCAAAGGUCAAAGUAAUUAUAAAGGGAGGGAUAUUACUGGAAGUACCAUAAGAGACAGGAUUGCAUCUUCUUCAGAAAAAAUGGGCAGAGUGACCAAGAAUUUAUCUGAGGAUAUCAUCAAACUUCAAACUUCUCUUGUUGAGGACAUUGAAUAUCCUCCUGUAAAAAAGAAAACUGCAACCUCUCUAGGAAUAAAAGGCAAGGCGGUUGAUUUAACAAAUGAUGUGAUCAAGCUCCUAAAUUCCAUGAAGAGAAAAAUUGAUACUGAAUUAAGAAAUGGAGAUAAUCAUAGAUCAAAAGACGUUACCAAAUUAGUAAAUUCUUUACAAAAGAAAAUUGAUCCUGCAAACUCUGAUGUUGAACUUACUCUAAAUAUAAGUCCUAAACCCCCCAAAAUAACAAAACAAACCAAAGGUACUUCAACAUAUAAGAAUUCUAGAAGAAAAAUUAAGGAAACUAACAAAGACUUAUCUCAUAUUAAAAGGAAUAAGAAUGGGAAACAAAGAAAGAGUUCCAAAUUAUCAAGACAAAGGACUGUUGGAAGGAAAUCCAGAAGGAAUGAGGUAUCUCAAAGUAUUAAAAGAAUGACAGUUAGACGAAAAAAUGGUACACCAGAAUUAGAAAAGAAAAAUAGAAUAAAAUAUCAAAAAAGAGUCAAGUCAUAUUUCAACAGGUUAAAGAAAUAUAGAAGUAACAAACAGUCAUUGAGGAAAAAUGAAAGAGUGCCAACACAGAAAAGAAGUCACAGAAGAAAACUAAAUCAAUUAAAUAGGCAGUUUAAUUCAAAAUUAACGCAAAUAAGGCAAGCUUUUAACAGAAUAACAGAGUCGAGGAAAAUGAAAUCAAAACAAGGUUCAACUUUGACAAGUUUAAAAAUCAGCAUCCCAACUACAAAUAAGGUGAAUUUGACGUCAGUGGCAACAACUAAAGAUCAAUUCAAGAACACCAACAAUGAUAAUGCUGUGGCUGAUAAAUACAGAGAAAAUAAAUCUGGAAAUAGAAUACCUCGGAAGAGACCAAAUGUCCUAAAAAAUGAAACUAAGGGUUCACAAAAGAGAAAUACUAAAACCAAAUAUGAAUUUGGUCAUAAAAGAAUUGACAGAAUGACCAAAGGUAGAGUAUCAUUAUCCAAGAUGAGAAGUAGACUGCCAAGAAAACAUAUUAAACAUAGAUUAAGUAAAGCAACAAAAAAAAGUAAUCUGGCCAAAUAUAGGCAUGAUGUGAAAAGAAAAUACAAGAAGAAAACAAGAAAGGAUAAUUUGGUCAAACAUAAACUCAAUUAUAUUAAAGAACCAAUGUUGAAGCAGAGAGCGAAGCAAGAAAAGUUGAUGAACUCAAAAAGAGUUAAAAUGAAAAACAUAAACAAGACAAUAAAGAAAAUAACUCCAGCUGGCAAGAAGGUGUUUUUAAAAGUGAAAAUACGUUCAAAUGAUCCCAAGGAGACAGACAUAAAAAUCUCUUCAAAAGAAAAUUCAAAUGUAACAAAUUUGAUAGAUGACGGCAUCAGUCAGAGCACAAAGACAUUGGUCGUUUCACAACAUCCAUUGAAAGCUAAACCUUUCUUCCCAAAACAACAGCGAGAAUUACAGACACGAAAAAGAAUUAAAAGAAGUGUAGAUAUCAGACCUUCAAGGAAAAGAAGUGAUCAUCAAUCAAAGAAAACCAGAAAGAGUACGGUGACCAAACAUAGGCAUAAGGUAAAAAAUCGAUCAAAGAGGAGGAGAAUUGGCAAAGGUAGAAAUGGAUUACUACGUGUACCAAGGAAAUCAAAGCAUUCAAAGAACGAAACCAAACAUCGGGGAAAGAAAACAAAAAGUACAGAGGCGAAGCAUAGGCAUAAAGUGAAAAGAAAGGGAAUUUUUAAAGGUCGAAAUGGAUUGUCACCAAGGAAAUCAAGGCACUCAACCAAGGAAACCAAACAUCCAUCAAAAAAAAUAAGAAAGAGUAAGAUCGUCAAACAUAGGCAUGAUUUAAAAAGUAGAUCAAAAAAGAAAGGAAUCCAUAAAGGUAGAAGUAGAUUACUGCCAAGGAAAUCCAACCAUUCAAAGAAAGAAACCAAAUAUCAGCCAAAGAAAAGAAAAAGUAAGAAGGCCAAGCAUAGGCAUAAAGCAAAAAGGAAGGAAACUGGUAAAGGUAGAAAUGGAUUACUACCAAGGAAACCAAGGCACAAAAACAAACAUUCGUCAAAGAAAACAAGAAAGAAUGUGGCCACCAAAUAUAGGCAUGAAAAGAAAAAAAUAUCUAAGAAGAAGGGGAUUUUAAAAAGUAAAAAUAGAUUAUUAUCAAGGAAAUCCAUGCAGUCAAAAAGAGAAAACAAAAAUCGGUCAAAGAAAAUAAGAAAGAGUAUGGUUGCCAAACAUAGGCAUAAUGAAAAAACAAGAAAGAGUAAGAUAACCAAACAUAGGCAUAAAGUGAAAAGAAGAUCAAAGAGGAAAGGAACUGGUAAAGGUAAAAAUGGAUUAUUACCUACAAAAUACAAACAUCCAAAGAAAGGAACCAAAGAUUGGUCAAAGAAACCAAGAAAGAGUAAGUUGGCCAAGCAUAGGCAUACAGCAAAAAGAAUAUCUAAGAGGAAGGGAAGUGGUUAUGGUAGAAAUGGAAGAAAUGGAUUAUUACCAAGGAAGCCUAGGCACUCAAAGAAAAAUACCAAAUAUUGGUCAAAGAAAUCAAGAAAGAGUAAGGUGGCCAAGCAUAGGCAUACGGCGAAAAGAAUAUCUAAGAGGAAGGGAAGUGGUAAUGGUAGAAAUGGAGUAUUACCUAGAAAACCCAGGCACUCAAAGAAAAAUACUAAACAUUGGUCAAAGAAAUCAAGAAAGAGUAAGGUGGCCAAGCAUAGGCAUACGACGAAAAGAAUAUCUAAGAGGAAAGGAAGUGGUAACAGUGGAAAUGUAAGAAAUGGAUUAUUACCAAGGAAACCCAGGCACACAAAGAAAAAUACCAAACAUUGGUCAAAGAAAUCAAGAAAGAGUAAGGUGGCCAAGCAUAGGCAUACAGCAAAAAGAAUAUCUAAGAAGAAGGGAAGUGUUAAUGGUAGAAAUGUAAGAAAUGGAUUAUUACCAAGGAAACCCAGGCACUCAAAGAAAGAGGCCAAACAUCAAUCAAAGAAAACAAGAAAGGGUAAGAUUGCCAAACACAGCGAUAAAGUUGAAUUAACAUCGAAGAGAAAUGGAAUUUUUAAAGGUAGAAAUAGAUUAUUACCAAAGAAAUCUAUAAGGCACUCAAAGAAAGAAAACAAACAUCGACCAAGGAAAGCAAAAUUAAGUAAGAUGGCCAAACCUAGGCUUAAAGUGAAAAGAAUGAAAAAGAAGAAUGGAAUACAUAAAGCUAAAUAUAUAGUAUUACCAAAGCAAUCCAGACACUCAAAGAAAGAGACUAAACAUAGAGAGACAACUAUGCUAGCCAAACCUUGGAAAAGUUUAAGAACAUCUAAGAAUGGGAUAUCAAAAGCUAUAAAAAGAGUAUUACCAAAGAAAACGAGACACUCAAGGAACAAGACCAAACGCCUAUCAAAGAAAUCAAGAAAGAUUAAUCAGUCCAAACAGAGACAUGGUGUGAAGCAACCAUUUAUGACAAACAGAAUGAGUAAUGCGAGGAAUAUGUUAUUACCAAGGAGGAUCAAUCCUUCAACAGAAAUAACCAAACAUGAAGCAAAUAAGAAAUCAACAACCAGUCAUAUGGGUCACCCUGAGCACAAUAUGAAAAGAACAUUAACAAAUUGGAUAUCUAAAGCUAGAGACAAAUUAUUACCAAGGAAGUUCCAUCAUUCAAAGAAAAGGACCAAACACCCAUUAAUGGAGAAAUCAACAACCAGUCAUCUGGGCCAUCUUGAGCACAAUGUGAAAAGACAAUCUCAGAAGAGGGUAUCUAAAGCUAGAGAUAGGAAUACAGUAUUACCAAGGAAAUCCCAUCAUUUAAAGAAAAAUGCCAAACGUCCAUCAAAGGAGAAAUCCAGAUCCAGUAAUGUGGAACAUUCUGAGCAAUAUAUGAAAGGAACAUUGAAGAAAUGGAUAUCUAAAGCUAGAGAGAGAUUAUUACCAACAAAAUCAAAGCCCUUUGAAAAAGAAAUCAAUCACGGAGCUAAAAAGAAAAUAAGAAAUAGUAACAUGGCAAAAAAGAAACAUAAUUUGAAAAGAACAUCUUCAUCUAAAAGGAACAAAACUACUGAAAGAUUAUUUCAGAAAGGAUUCAGACACUCAAAGAAUGAAACCAAACAUCAGUCAAAUAAAACAAGUAAAAAACAUGUUGCCAAACAUAGGGACAAUGUGAAUGUGGAAGGGAUGUCUAAGAUAAGAAAAUUAUCUAAAGGAACAAAAGGUCAGUCACAAAACAAUAAUGAGCCAAAACAUAACCCAGACCUGAAAGAUAUUUCAAUGACAUGGUUGUCUAAAGGAGUAAAGAUAUUGCCAACAAAUAUAAACAUUACAGUAAAUCUUAUCGAAAAUAAAUCAAAAUCAAGGGAGAAAAAAGCAAAAAGUGUAUUAUUGAAAAAAACAAAAUAUAUUAAUGUUACUAAAAAAUUAUUUAACAAACCAAAUACCAGAAACAUAACCAGGGAAUCAGAAAUGUUUAAAGUUAACAAUGUGGAACUGCCAAGUGUAGAAAGUCGUUCAACUAUUAACCGAACCAAAAGCGACAAUGUUACUGAUGAUAGACCCAGCUUGAAACAGAAGCCAUCGACAAAAUAUACUUUACAUUACAUACUAUCCAAGCACAAGAAGCCUAAAGGAUCUAAAAGAACAUCCAAGAAAAAUAAAACAUCUAAAGCUAGAACUAGGCUGUCUUGGAAGGGAUCCAUCCAAUCAAGGAAAGAAAACAAACUUCCCUCAAACAAGGGAAUGAGAAAGAAGAGUAAUACUAAUGCGAAACGACCAUCCAAAAAGAAAAAGAAGUCCAAAGCUAGAAAAAGAUUUUAUGCGCAAAGAGUCAAGCAGUUGAAGAAAGAAACAAGGCAUAGAUUAAGGAACAAGAAUGGAACAAAACAAAGCCUAGACCCCUAUGUUCUGUCAACAUCCAAAGGACUAAAAAGAUUAUCUUUCAAGAGGGCCAAAAAGUCAAGGAAGAAAAGCAAAGGGAAAUCAAAGCAAGCAACAAAUAUAAACAUUACAUUAAAUGUUGUGAAACAUGAAUCAAGAUCUAGGAAGAACGAAUCAAGCAUCUUUUCAAAGAAUACACAUUUACAAAACUGGAAUUUUGGCAAUAGUACUUUAAAUGUUAUGAAACAUGAAUCAAGAUCUAGGAAGAACAAAUCAAGAAUCUUUUCAAAGAAUACACAUUUACAAAACUGGAAUUUUGGCAAUAGUACCGCAGUAAACCAUUUAAGAGGGAAACCUGUAAAUAUCACACUGGACAACAAUAAUAGAACUGGAAAUGCAACAGAACAUGACCAAAACCUGACUAAGUUGUCAAUGACAAACAGGUUGUUUAAGAAAGGAAAUCAUUUAUCAAGGAAGAGGGCCAAAAAAGGCAAGAAAUCAAAGAACAUACUAGUACAAAGGAAUAUUAACAUUAUUCUUAAUGAUUUGAAGAAAAAAUCCAAAUCCAAAAAGACAAAGAAAGACAUGGGUUUCUCAACCAAAACUAGGCCAAGUGAAAAAAAUAUCCCUUGGAAUAAAAAUGCAUAUAAAAGAAAAAAAUUGUUCAGUAAAAUAUUAAAGCAGUCAAGGGAAGCUAAUCAACCAAAGAGCAACCAAGGAAAUGGAACAAAUAAGCAACUUGAAAAUAAUAGGAUUUCUUGGAAAAAGUCAAAGGGAAGAGCUGUGAAAAUCUCUUUUGACAAAAGUGGUGGUAGUACACCUGCAACUCGAAGUUUUCGACAUUUUAAAAGAAUGCACUAUUUAGCUCAACACUCAAAACAUUUGAAAGGAGGACACCAGAACCCUCUAGUCACAUCUCCUGAUACAAGAGAAUUACUAGGUCAUCUGCAUUUCCAACUUAAAGAAGGAUCAAGGCAGCACUCCAUAAAACAUCUUAUCACAAAUGUCACAAAUGAGCAAAAUAAAACAGUAAAAGGUAUAUCUCUAUAUGAGCCUGUACAUCUUAUAAUGAGUCUCCAGGGAGAUAAGUUCUUAAAACUCAAAGAUAUCACCCAUGAUGAACAUAAAUGGAAAGGCGAGAUGAAAGUUAAACUCAACUCUAGUGUUCAUCACCUUGUGCUAAAAGGAAACAUUGAGGUUAUGGCUGAUGAGGAUCCUUACAACCCAAGUAAUAUUCUACUUAAUGUUACAAAUAGAUAUAUUAGAACAGGAAGAGAUGUACCCCUGCAUUACCCUAAUGGCAGAAAUAAGUCUCUAAAACUUGAACAAAUUGUAAAGAAUGAAGAAAAAAGGUUGAAUAUCGCAUUGGUCGGUAGGUCCUUGAACACAUUUAAAACUAAACCCAUUCACCUUAUAAUGACUUUGAAGGGAAACAUGUUUGUUAAAUUGAGAGGUCUUUUGCAUGAUAAUCAUAAAUGGCAUGGGCAAAUGAGGGUUGAUCUACAUUCUCAAUACCACAUGCUUUUUGUAAGAGGCAGUGUUCGAGUUAGAGCCCAAAAUACUCAUAAUAUGGGAGAACAUGAAAUGCAUAAUCCUUCUGAAGCAAAAUUAAGAAAAAGCAGAGAUGUUCUUCCUGAUGAUGACAUAGAACACUUUGUAAAAAAAUUGGAUAAAUCAUCAAAUGAUGUUUUAGUUGGUGAUGCAGACUUCUCUGGCGAUGUAACUCAAAGGCAAAUUGAGCCUUACAAAUCAAGAAAAAGAAGAGAAAUUCUUCCCAAUGAUGACCAAGAAUACCUUAUGAAAAACAUGGAUGGACAGUCAAAUGAUGCUUUAAUUGGAGGCGUAAAGAAGAAUGUUCAUAAAACAAAUGGACAACGUAAAUGGCAUAAUAAGAAACCUAGGCAUAAAAAACAGAAAAAGUUGGAAAGAAAAUCUAUGAAGCAUCAUAAGAAACCCAGAUAUAAAAAACUAAUGAAGUAUGGAAGAAAACAUAAAUUGAAUAAUGUUUUAGUUAAGGAUGAUGACCUCUCUGCUGAUGUAUCAGAAAGUGAAGCAAAUCCUUACAAGAAACUUAUACAUAUGAGUACUACUGAUGCACCACUUAAAAUAAUUGAAAAGGAAACACCUCCUGUAAAUACAGAAAACAAUGUUCAUAAAACAAGAACACAAUCAAAUAAAAAACAAAAGAAGCAUAAGAAAAAGAAACAUAGGUUUGAAAAACUGUUGAAAUCUGAAAGGAAACAAGAAAUGAAGCAUAGAGAUACUCAUUCAGCGAGGAACCAAAUUAAUAUGGAGACAAUUGGUAAAACUGCUGUGAAGGUAAACAAUAUGAUUGAUAUUUCUAAAAUGAUAGAAAACAAAUUGGCAAAUGAAUUUUUUGACCACAAAGAUAAAUCCAAAGCUAAUCACACAUCACUUGAGGAAAAUGUUAUUAUUGGUCAUAACAAGUUUGACAUGAAAAUCAACAAAGAUACUGACAUUAAUGUGCUUAAUAAGAUUCAACUUGAUAAAAAUAUUGAGGCCAAAAUUCUUAAUGAUGUAAGAAAGGCUGAAACACGAGGAUGGUCAAACUGGGGAGCAUGGAGUCUAUGUACUGCUACCUGUGGAUCUAAGGGACACAGGCUGAGGGAGAGAUACUGCCUUGACACCCACCCUAGGGGUUGCCAUGGGCAGCAUGAACAAAUUAAAAGGUGUGGAGUCCUGCAGGUUUGUCCAGUUACAAAUUGGAGUGAAUGGCAAUUAUGGAGUGGUUGCUCAGAUAGCUGUGGUGAUGGAACAAAAGAGCGUAGACGGACAUGCUACAAUGCAUCUAAAGACAAGAGAUGUCUAGGAGACGAGGUAGAACAUACUAAUUGUAACAUACAAUCCUGUGCUACACCAACUACACUGUCAGUUGCAACAGCAACAACUGCUUCAAGCUCAGGUAUAAGAGGAGAUUGGGGAUCCUGGCUAGCCUGGAGUUUUUGUCCAGUGACAUGUGGUACAGCUGUAGAGACAAGAACCAGGGGUUGCUACAGCAAACAAGGCCAUGCUCUCCGCCAUGACUUAUGUGAUGGAAAUUACAAGAGAGAAACAAAACCAUGUAUCAGACAUGCCUGUGACCAAAGUCAUGUAGCUGCCUCUCGGAUUAUCGAGGAAGGUGGAGAAACUAAACUGGUGUGUAAACAUAGUAUACCAAAUAUCAUUGAGGUUUACUGGGUGUCUCCCAAGGGUAUAAAACUCACAAAGUCUACGCAAGACAAAAGGCAUAGGCUUGAUGGUAGCACUCUGUAUAUCCUAAAUGCCACCAGAGAAGAUGAAGGAAUGUACCACUGUGUAGUGCUAGGAGAAGCAGGGGGAUCAGAAACUGGAGAUGCACAAUUGGGUGUAAUGAACUGCUACAGUAGUCCCUGUUUAAAUGGCGGAAAAUGCAUCGAAUUUGACAAAAAUUCUCACAUAAUGAACAACAAAUUGCGAUGUGAGUGCCCACCAAACUACCGUGGAAAAUAUUGUGAAAUUGCAAAUCAUAGUCAUACACUACUGCUGGUAAUCAUAGUGCUAGUUGCCUUGUUACUGUUUAUGUUUGGCUCUAUGGUGUCAUGGUGGAUGUCAAGAUUUAUUGUGGCAAAGAAAACAAAGAACAAUCUUGUCUUUGGCACGCUUACUGGAGAAGAUUCAGACCCUCAUGAUGAUUUUCCUGACAUGGAUGUCAAGACACAGAGUGCAUUAGGUAAUAGAUCAUCAGCAACAAAGAAGAGUAGAAAAUCAAGAGAGUCUGUUGACAGCAAAAACACUCGAUCUUUGUAUGAAAACAACAAUAUGAAAGUUGACUCCAUGGGUAAAAAAGCAAAGAAAAAAUCCUCAAUCCAAAUGUUUUCAAAGCAUUCUCAAGUUCUUGACACUUUAUCCUCAGCAAAACAAGGGUCUACAACAAUGAUAAACGAGAGAUCCAAUAGUAAUGAUCCUGUUCAUGUACCUAGUAAGAAGUACCUUGACAAAUCUACAUCCGUUCAUACAAUCGAGAAUGAAAAUGUACAACCUACAAAAAUGGUUAACAGACAUUCACUCCAAGACACCAGUGUUGAACUUGGUGAUUAUGACAAUGAAAGUGGCAAAACUAACUCAAUUGUCAAAGAUACCAAAACAUCAUCAUCCCAAUUGCAUACUAAGCAAUCUAAAGUCCCUGCCACCUUACCCUCUGCCACCCAACACGGGUCCAAAGCAACAGUAAAUGACAGAACUAAUAGCAAGGAUCCUAAAUAUAUGGCCAGUAAGGAGCACCAUAAAAACUCGGCAUCUACUCAUAUCAAUGAGGGUGUCUAUGAAAAUGUACCAUCUACAAAUACGAUUCAUAAAAGUUCACAUCAAGACACAAAGAUGGAAGCUGAUGAUUAUCUUGAAAUGUCGGGUCUAACGAAUCAGAGAAUUACCAAUUGUCAGGUUCUUACAAAUACACCUAGUAUUGAACAACAUAAAACCUCAACAUCCACGCACAUGGUCGAGCAUGUGUAUGAAAAUGUACCAUCUACAAAUACGGUUAAUAAAGGCUCAUUCAGGGACACCAAUAUUGAACCAGAUGAUUACAUUGAAAUGUCAACUCUAAGGAAUCAGAAACAGUCCAAUAGCCAGGCUCCUCUAGGGGUACCUAGUAAACAUCACCCUGAAAACCCCACAUCUGUCCAUAAUAUCAAGAGUCUCCAAAAGAAUGCACCAUCUACAUAUACCGUUAAAAGACUUUCACCUGAAAACACUGGUAUUGAAACUACUGACAGUUACAACAGUGUCAGAAGCAAAUUAAUGGAAAAUGAAGAUGAGACAUCAUCAACCCAAGUGGUCACUAAGUAUUCCUAUGUCCUUGACAAUAUACCCUCUGACACCAAGCAAGGGGCUACAACUGCAGUAAAUCACAGAAGAAUUAGCAAGGAUCCUGUCCAUGUGUCUAGUAAGAAACAUCAUGGAAAACCCACAUAUGUCCCUAUGAUAAAACAUCUCUAUGAAAAAGUGCCAUCUAGAAAUAUCUUACCAUCAACUACCAAACGAGGUCCUGCAGGUGUAAUAAAUGAGAGAACCAGAAGCCAGAAUCCUACACAUGUGCCUAGUUUAAAUCAGCGUGAAAAACCCACAUAUGUCCCUAUGGUCAAGAAAUUCUAUGAAAAAGUGCCAUCUACAAAUAUCUUACCCUCAACAAUCAGACAUGGUCCUUCAGCUGUUGUUAAUGAGACGAUUAGAAACCAAGAUCCUGUCUGUGUAUCUAGUAAAAAGCAGCAUGAAAAACCCACAUCUGUUCAUACGAUUAAGAGUAAAAAUAGCCCAUCUACAAGUAUGGUUAAUAGACGUUCGACCCGAAGCACUAAUUUUGAUCAAAUUACAGGUCAAAUGAAUAUCCAGAAAAUAGAUCAAAGUCAACUCUACAAACUUAGAACCGAGAAUGAAGUUGACUCUAAAUCUGACAGUGCUUGGAGUGAGGUCCUGAAAAGUGUUAGAUUACAGAAGAAAAUCGAUGAAUUGGAGGCAAAAAGGCAAAUCAAAAAUAAAACAAUCAAGAAUGGCAGAGACAAUGUGAAUUCAAAUCCAGCAAAAUCUGAAGUUAAACAAUCAACAUCAAGUCACAGUGAUGAAAUUGCUGAUCAUAUUUCAUCAAGAACUUUAAAUUUCCCGAAAGGUGGUGUGAAGAAACACUUAGCUAAAUUUGCAUAUAAAAAGUGGUACUCUAAUGUAAUUUGUGAUUCUGAUAGUGACCAAGAAGUUGAUUAUGUCCCAGAUAAGCAAAAAGUGGUGCAAAAUCAGCAGAACCUUCAAAACACAGGAAGGAAAAUGAACUUGGACAAAAGUAAAGAAUCAACCAGUGGUUUCAAAACCCCCAAGGCAAGCACAGACAGUAUUUUUAUGAGUGAUCCUCAUGCACCAAGAAAUAUAAGUGAAUCACAUCUUGUAGGUGAGACACCAGAUGGGGAACGCAGAACAUUCACACACAACAUGAACUUGGAAAAACUGAUGAAAAGCCCUGUUUUACAGCGCAAAUUGUUGAGAAUCGAAAAUGAAUCAAAAGAGAACUCUGAUGAAUACACAACAGAACAAGAAUGGACGGCCACGUCUCCAGACCUUUCCCCUAGAAGAGAUAUUUUCUCCGAUUUCAAACCCAUUAGCUCAACACCUGCUGAAAUAACUCAACAAACAUCUGAUGGAGAUGGUAGCAAGGUUGACAACAUAACAUAUGUAGAGCAUACUGCUUCAUUUGAUGUAAAGCAUGAGCUACCGCAUACAAAUCCAUCCCACUAUGAUGAGUCAGACAAUGGUGAGUAUGGACUACCUCAACAGAAUUCAUCACAGUACCAGGGACCAGACAAUGAUGAUUAUGAACUGCCACAUUCAAAUUCAUCACAAUAUAAUGGACCUGACAAUGAUUAUUAUGGAGUACCACAUUCAAAUCCAUCACAAUAUGAUGGACUAGGCAGUCAUGAUUAUGGUCUGCCAGACCCGAUUCAAUUGCAAUAUGAUGAACCAAACAAUGAUGAUAAUGAUUUGCCUGGUCCAAAGCAAUUCAAGUAUGAUGAACCAGACAAUGAUGAUUUUAGACUUCCAGAUCCAAAUCAUUUGCAAUACGAUGAAUCAAACAAUGAUGAUUAUGGACUGCCGGGUCCAAAUGAGACCCAGUAUGAUGAACCAAACAAUGAUGAUUAUGGGUUGCCUGGUCAAAAUGAGACCCAGUAUGAUGAUCCAAACAAUGAUAAUUAUGGGUUGCCUGGUCAAAAUGAGACCCGGUAUGAUGAACCAAACAAUGAUGAUUUUAGACGGCCAGAUCCAAAUCGUUUGCAAUAUGAUGAACCAAACGCUGAUUAUGAACUUUCGCAUUUCAAUCAAUCUCAGUAUGAUGAAGUGAAAAAUGGUGAAGAUACAUUUGAUGGUAAUGUUUACCACAUUAGAAGUAUAGAGAAUAGAGAAACUAACUGGAGGAUUCCACGCAUGCUUCCAGAUGAAAUCUUCAACAAGUGGCAAACAAAAGUUCAACAGAAGCUGUCUAAUGUAUCCGACACAUUCUCAGAUUCAUCGGGGAUUUCUACUACCAACCUUAGUAUUAGUAACGCAACUAGUAAAAUUAGCAACAUUGAAGAUGAGAUUCAAGAACUACUCAAUGAGAGUAAUGACUUAUCAAACAUUGAUUCUGCAAUAUUGAUCGAAAACUUGGGAAACCAAAGUUUCACUGAACUUAAGGUAGCUUUAGAUAAACAUUUGGCUGAAGCUGACGAAGUAAACAGUGAGUUCAGCCAUACAAACGAUCUCAGAAAAUCUAAAUCAGGAGUGGACAUCAGUGUCAACGAGGAUUUUUUUAGUGCAAAUUCUAGCAAGUCAGAUAUGAGGGGACAGUCACUUGUUUCAGAAAAAGAAACACCUUCAACCAUUUCGAUAUUACUUGGUGAAAAUAUUCAAUCAAACUAAGAGACAAUUCGAGAUUCAAAAUAAUUAAUUACCUUUAAUUCAUAUGAUACAUGACAUCAUAACACUCCAAGUGUUGUAUAAUGUCAUGCCUUUUAUGUAAUGCCAUCGCUAUUUGAUCUUACUUCAUAUUGACACAGCAGUAACAGGUCCCUAGCCAGGGGGGUUCGGGGCGUUCGACUCGAGUCUACAUGUAUAUCAAUGUCUACGUCGUGUAUGUUAAUUUGUAGGCCUCAAAGGAGUUUUAUUGGAACAUUCACUAAUAAUAUUUCUCGAAACACCACAUUGGUAGUCCAUAUCAAUUAAGAUUACGGUCAUGGCAGGAUCAAGCAAUGAUAUACUAGAGGCAUUUGUGGUAUACAGAAAUUUAUUCCUGGAACUUUAUUGCAUAUUGAAAAAUGCCAUUGAUUAUAAAUAGUCGCACUGUUCAGAUAUUAUUUCUAAAAUCCAUCGACAAAACAUAACAAAUCAAGCAUCGCUUUCAUGGAUGAUGCUGUGGAAUAUUAGCCUUUGCAUCCGUUCGACUUCGCCUCUUAAAGAGAGCUCCGUCGUCAGAAAUUUAUAACUAGACCCCGUGCGCAGGGUAGUGGAAUCUUUUCUUUAUACCACGUGCUGAAAUAAAUGAUAAUUGGUAUUGUAAAUCAUUUGGAAGAUAAGUGAAUACAUUAAUAUCACAUAGUUGCUAUCUAGUAAAUUGUAUGAUUUGAUAAAUUAAUAGUCUAUACGGCAUUACAAUUAGACUUAUAUGAAUUAAAAGG
Messenger RNA from Owenia fusiformis, 14126 nucleotides. The record is from the annotation of a GenBank genome assembly. NCBI's taxonomy places the organism in Eukaryota, Metazoa, Annelida, Polychaeta, Sabellida, Oweniidae.